CCUCUUCGCCAGGUAACCCCGACUCUCCUGGCAGUCCUAACAAACGGUAUAUACUACAAUGGCGAGCGAUCCCCGACUUAGUGACAAGGAAAUGGCGGCAAUCAAUGCCGCAGCGGUAACACGAGAGUAUCGCGUUAAACCUCAUCUCGACUACCGAACUGUAUCUGCUAUCAACGGUCCUCUAGUUGUGUUGGACAACGUGAAGUUCGCAUCGUACAAUGAGAUUGUACAAUUGACGCUCCCAGAUGGAUCGAAACGCGGUGGCCAGGUGCUCGAAGUCCAGGGGAAGAAGGCCAUCGUGCAGGUAUUCGAAGGGACCUCCGGCGUUGACGUCAAAGCGACACAUGUAGAGUUUACUGGGAGUAGCAUGAAGCUUCCUGUCUCUGAGGAUAUGUUGGGCCGUAUCUUUAACGGUUCCGGUAAUCCCAUCGACAACGGUCCCAAGGUGUUCGCGGAAGAUUACUUGGACAUCAACGGCUCACCCAUCAACCCCUAUUCUCGUAUAUACCCUGAGGAGAUGAUCCAGACGGGCAUCUCGACCAUCGACGUCAUGAACUCAAUUGCUCGCGGACAGAAGAUCCCGAUUUUCUCGGCGGCAGGUCUCCCACACAACGAGAUUGCCGCCCAGAUCGUGCGACAAGCAGGUCUCGUGAAGGGGCCAAGCAAAGAUGUCCUCGAUGGCCACGAAGACAACUUCUCCGUCGUGUUCGCAGCGAUGGGUGUCAAUAUGGAGACUGCACGGUUCUUCAAGCAGGACUUCGAGGAGAACGGCAGUCUAGAUCGUGUGACGCUCUUCCUCAACCUGGCCAACGACCCAACGAUUGAACGUAUCAUCACCCCUCGUCUGGCGCUGACCACUGCGGAGUAUUACGCUUACCAGCUAGAGAAGCACGUCCUGGUCAUCCUGACUGACAUGUCCUCCUAUGCUGAUGCCUUGCGCGAGGUUUCCGCUGCCCGUGAGGAAGUGCCAGGUCGUCGUGGAUAUCCCGGUUACAUGUACACCGACUUGUCGACCAUCUACGAGCGCGCAGGACGAGUAGAAGGCAGGAACGGCUCCAUCACCCAAAUCCCCAUCUUGACCAUGCCCAACGAUGAUAUCACACAUCCGAUUCCAGACUUGACGGGUUACAUCACUGAGGGGCAGAUUUUCGUCGAUCGUCAGCUGCACAACAGACAGAUCUACCCUCCAAUCAACGUCCUGCCGUCCCUGUCCCGUCUCAUGAAGAGUGCCAUUGGCGAGAAGCUUACGCGCAAGGACCACGGCGACGUGUCUAACCAGUUGUACGCUAAAUAUGCUAUCGGUCGUGACGCUGCCGCGAUGAAAGCGGUCGUUGGCGAGGAGGCACUAUCGCCCGAGGACAAACUGGCCCUCGAGUUCCUUGACAAAUUCGAGCGGCAGUUCGUCGGACAGAGUGCCUACGAAUCGCGCACGAUAUUUGAUUCUCUCGACCUCGCGUGGAGCCUUCUCCGCAUCUUCCCCAAGGAACAACUCAACCGCAUCAGCCCCAAGAUCAUCGCGGAGUUCUACGGCCGCAAGCCGACGAGGAAACCCACGUCGGGUGCAGAGAAGGACGCACAGGAGGACGACAAGCCCGACGAUAAGCUGAUCGACGCAUGAAAAUGGCGGGUGUAGUCUAUUAUCAUUAAUUGACCCACGAUCCCUGUGCCCAGGACUUGCGCGUGUGCGCAUACAGUGCGCGAAGCCUGGCGUC
This is a messenger RNA of Heterobasidion irregulare TC 32-1, 1712 nucleotides long. Its product is annotated as putative V/A-type ATP synthase, subunit B. The record is from RefSeq and is a predicted model, not a curated record. Gene Ontology annotation, biological process: ATP metabolic process; proton transmembrane transport. Bases 59 to 1618 code for a protein of 519 amino acids. NCBI's taxonomy places the organism in Eukaryota, Fungi, Basidiomycota, Agaricomycetes, Russulales, Bondarzewiaceae. Gene Ontology annotation, molecular function: proton-transporting ATPase activity, rotational mechanism; ATP binding. The transcript is spliced from 10 exons. Gene Ontology annotation, cellular component: proton-transporting V-type ATPase, V1 domain.